UUUCGGCGGCGGUUGGUUCCAGGCUGCGCGUUUUUGCAUGGUGGCGUGACAUUCGUCCCCGGGUCGCGUCGGGAAAGUGGGAGGAAGGUGACGACUGACUGCUACUGGGGUGUGCGCGCUUGGUGCCGGGAGACUGUUCUGGAGGGCUAAUAGUCAUAAGCAUGAAGCGCAGUUCAUUUUCUACCGGUGGUGCUGGCCGACUCUCCAUGCAAGAGCUGAGGACCCAGGACUUGAACAAACAAGGCCUCCAUACACCUCAAACCAAGGAGAAACCAUCCUUUGGAAAGCUGAAUAUAAGCAGACCCACAUCUGAAAGAAAAGGCUCUGUAUUUGAUAAAAGAACAAGUGGACCUGGAUCCCGGAAUAGUCAAGCUGGCAUAUUUUCGAGCACUGAGAAAAUCAAAGAUCCAAGACCACUUAAUGACAAAGCAUUCAUUCAGCAAUGUAUUCGGCAACUCUGUGAGUUUCUUACAGAAAAUGGAUAUGCUUACAGUGUUUCCAUGAAAUCUUUACAAGCUCCAUCAAUAAAAGACUUUCUAAAAAUCUUCAGUUUUCUUUAUGGCCUCCUCUGCCCUUCAUAUGAACUUCCUGACACAAAAUUUGAAGAAGAAGUUCCAAAAAUCUUUAAAGAGCUUGGGUAUCCUUUUGCAUUAUCCAAAAGCUCCAUGUAUACAGUGGGGGCCCCGCAUACUUGGCCUCACAUUGUGGCAGCCUUGGUUUGGCUUAUAGACUGCAUCAAGUUAUAUAAUGCCAUGAAAGAAAGCUCACCUGUAUUUGAUGAUGGAUUGCCUUGGGGAGAAGAAACUGAAGAUGGAAUUAUGCAUAAUAAGUUAUUUUUGGACUACACCAUAAAAUGCUAUGAGAGUUUCAUGACCGGUGCAGACUGCUUUGAUGAGAUGACUGCAGAACUGCAGUCGAAGUUAAAGGAUUUAUUUAAUGUUGAUGCUUCCAAGCUGGAGUCAUUAGCAGCCAAAAACAAAGCAUUGAAUGAACAGAUUGCAAGAUUGGAACAAGAAAAAGAAAAAGAGCCGAAUCGUCUAGAGUCAUUAAGAAAGUUAAAAGUUUCCUUACAAGCAGAUGUUCAAAAAUAUCAGGCAUAUAUAAGCAAUUUGGAGUCUCACUCGGCCAUUCUUAACCAAAAAGUGAGUGGUCUUGAUGAAGAAAUUUCUAGAAUAGAAUUAGAAUAUGAAGCAGUAAAACAGGAGAAUACUCGACUAGAGAAUAUUGUGGACAACCAGAAGUACUCAGUUGCAGACAUUGAGAGAAUAAAUCAUGAAAAAAAUGCAUUGCAGCAGACCAUUAAUAAAUUAACUAAGGACCUGGAGGCUGAACAACAGCAGUUGUGGAAUGAGGAACUAAAAUAUGCCAGAGGCAAAGAGGCAAUUGAAACCCAAUUAUCAGAGUAUCAUAAAUUGGCUAGAAAACUAAAACUCAUCCCGAAAGGUGCUGAGAACUCCAAAGGUUAUGACUUUGAAAUAAAGUUUAAUCCUGAAGCUGGUGCCAGCUGCCUUGUCAAAUAUAGAGCACAAGUUUAUGUACCACUCAAGGAACUUUUGAAUCAAACUGAAGAAGAAAUUAAUAAAGCUCAAAAUAAAAAAAUGGGGUUAGAGGAUACUUUAGAGCAAUUAAAUACAAUGAUAACAGAAAGCAAGAGAAGUGUAAAAACUCUAAAGGAAGAAGUUCAGAAGCUGGAUGAUCUCUAUCAACAAAAAGUAAAGGAAGAUGAGGAAGAGGACCAAAAAUGUGCUAAUGAACUGGAGUCCUUGGAGAAACAUAAACAGUUGCUGGAGAACGCUGUUAAUGAGGGUCUCAGUGAAGCAAUGAAUGAAUUGGAGUCCCUUCAGCGAGAAUACCAACUAGUUAUCCAGACCACAACUGAAGAAAGACGAAAAGUAGGAAAUAACUUACAGCGUCUUUUAGAGAUGGUUGCUACACACGUAGGGUCUGUGGAGAAAUAUCUUGAAGAGCAUAUUGCUAAAGCUGAUAGAGAAUAUGAAGAAUGCAUGUCUGAAGAUCUCUUAGAAAAUAUAAGAGAAAUAGGAGACAAGUAUAAGAAGAAAGCUGCUCUACUUAAGACUUCAGAUGAAUAA
Messenger RNA from Suncus etruscus (white-toothed pygmy shrew), 2090 nucleotides. It is a transcript of the gene NDC80, whose product is annotated as NDC80 kinetochore complex component. Bases 162 to 2090 code for a protein of 642 amino acids. Lineage: Eukaryota; Metazoa; Chordata; Mammalia; Eulipotyphla; Soricidae. The transcript has 17 exons. Gene Ontology annotation, biological process: attachment of mitotic spindle microtubules to kinetochore. The record is from RefSeq and is a predicted model, not a curated record. Gene Ontology annotation, cellular component: Ndc80 complex.